CAGUGGCGCAAGGACCCUUACGUAGCAAAUUGGACGGCCGACAUGUGGAGGCUGUGCUCUUUUUAGCAACGUGGAACCAGGACCAGAAACGCAACGCCCUGCACCUGCAAUGAUCUGCCGAAUCGCUUGAAACAGCCAUUCCCUUUCGUCUUAUGUGGUCGUAACUUCUAUUUUGUUGCGCUUUGGAAGCAUUUUUUUCUUGUUUCCUAUUCAAACACCGUGCUUCUUGUCUAUUCAGUCCUUAUUCCGGUCUCUUUGCCCAUUGUUGUUUUGGUCUUUCUCUUCAUCGUUUUCCGUGUCUCUGUCUCUUUUUUGUUCUCUCUCUUUUUUAUUCUCUUUUGGGUUGCGUUCACCCAUCAACCCGUCUUACAUUUCCCCUUGUUCACCUGUCUCGCCCCUCGCGUUGGGGUGCUGACAGAUUGAAGCCGGCUUCUUUCCUCCCACCUACGAAACCGCCACGUAGACGAUCUUUCGCCAUCCAGCGGUCGUCAUAUGACAUUUCCUCAUCGAACACAAUCGAUUUCCUCCCUUUAGUUUUACCUCAUUUCUCGACGCCCGAGAGUGCUACCCUCAUACAUAACAGCCAGGGCAUUUCGAACGAUGAGGCUCGCCUACGGCCUCACCCUAUUGGGUGCUGCUUCCAGCCUCGCCGCGCAUUCGAAAGUAACGCCGCGCGAUUUCAACACCAAUGACUACUACGUCGUCCACCUAGCCUCUGAUGCAGAACCCGCCGUCGUUGCGCGAGAACUGGGUCUGACACAUGUUGGUCAACUUGGAGAGCUUGACAGUCAUCAUGUCUUCUCUGGCGAAAAAGCGCCGCACGAUAUUGUCAAGCGAGGUCUGGAAAAGCGAGGCCUGGAACGACGUAGCGCCUUUGGCAGCAGUGCUCUAGAUGGUGUUCUGUUCUCGGAGAAGCAGGCUUUGCGAAGCCCUUGGCCGAAGAGAGUACCUCCGCCGCCUCGCGCUGGACCAAGCCCUUUCCGCGCCCGUCAGGAGGAUGCUCCGGACGCCAAUGCGGUCAAGAAGCUGACACAGAUCGCCAAGACUUUGAAUAUCGAGGAUCCUAUCUUCCAUGAGCAAUGGCAUCUGUUUAAUUCCGUCCAACUAGGCCAUGACGUAAAUGUUACCGACGUUUGGUUGAGUGGGGUGACCGGAAAGAACGCCACUGUUUCAAUUGUCGACGAUGGCCUAGACAUGUACAGUGACGAUCUGAAGGGCAACUACUACGCAAAAGGCUCAUACGACUUUAAUGACAAGACCGAAGAGCCCAAGCCGAGGCUAUCUGACGACAGGCACGGUACUCGUUGUGCUGGAGAAGUGGCGGCCGUCCGGAAUGAUGUAUGUGGUGUUGGCGUCGCCUUCGACGCAAAAGUCUCAGGUUUGCGUAUUCUGAGCAAGCUUAUAAGCGACGCGGAUGAGGCUGUCGCUCUUAACUACGACUUUCAUAACAACCACAUUUACUCUUGCUCUUGGGGGCCUCCAGAUGAUGGCAAAAGCAUGGACGCUCCGGGGCUCCUGAUUCGCCGCGCAAUGUUGAAUGCCGUGCAAAAGGGCCGUGACGGCAAAGGCUCAAUCUACGUUUUUGCCAGUGGAAACGGAGCCGCCAACGAGGACAACUGUAACUUCGACGGGUACACCAACAGCAUCUACAGCAUCACAGUGGGUGCCAUUGAUAGGAAGGGCUUGCAUCCAUACUACUCCGAGGCCUGCUCCGCCAACCUGGUCGUCACAUACUCUUCUGGUAGUGGCGACGCAAUUCACACCACGGAUGUCGGCACAAACCAGUGCUACAAUGGGCACGGAGGCACGUCAGCAGCAGCUCCUCUAGCCGCAGGAAUUUUUGCUCUUGUCUUGGAGGUCCGCCCAGAUCUUACCUGGAGAGACAUGCAGUACCUCGCUUUCAUGACAGCCGUACCGCUGAACCUUGACUCUGGCGACUGGCAAGAUACCACUAUCGGCAAGAAGUACAGUCACACUUACGGAUACGGCAAGGUUGAUACUUUUGGCAUCGUAGAGGCUGCCAAGACUUGGAAGCUCGUCAAGCCUCAGGCUUACUUUUUCUCACCUUGGAUACAUGUGAAGCAUGGUAUUCCUGAGGGCGAUGCUGGCCUCGCUACCAAAUUCGAGGUUACUGAGGAUAUGCUUGCAAAGGCCAACCUUGAGCGGGUUGAGCAUGUCACUGUAACGAUGAACAUAGAGCACUCUCGCCGUGGCGAUCUCAGCGUGGACCUCAUUAGUCCGAACAAGGUCAUCAGCCAUCUCUCCGUCACGAGACGCCUUGAUAACGCCAAGUCGGGCUACAAAGACUGGACUUUCAUGAGUGUUGUGCACUGGGGUGAAUCGGGAGUUGGCACCUGGACCAUCGUGGUCAGAGAUACCAAGGCCAAUGAAUUCCAAGGCAACUUCACAGAUUGGCAUCUCAAGCUGUGGGGUGAAGCCCGGGAUGCUUCGAAAGCGGUACUUUUGCCCAUGCCAACAGAAAACGACGACAAGGAUCACGACAAGCCGUCCACGACCACAGUCGCAGCUGAGACGAUCACUAUGCCGCCGGGUUCCGCGUCGACCCCCGACAAGCCCAUCACCACCCCGUCUAGCGGCCACCCCGACCGACCGGUCAAUAACAAGCCAACCGGAGCAGGGUCUCCCGGUUCCCAGGUCUCUCAGGUCACCACUGAUCAGGGAUCAGCCGUUAGCGGAAGCCCGGCUACUCAAUCAAACUCAUCGUGGCUUCCAUCCUUUUUGCCCACAUUCGGAGUAUCGUCGCACACUCAAGUUUGGAUAUAUGGCGCCUUGGGUCUGAUUGUAGUCUUUUGCAUCGGUCUCGGCAUUUAUCUGUUCAUGGCUCGCCAGCGUAGGCUGCGAAACAGCCCACGGGAUAACUAUGAGUUUGAGUUGCUUGAUGAGGAAGAAGCCGAGGGUUUGAACCGUGGUGAAAAGGGCUUCACGGGAGGCCAGAAAGGACGUAAAACCCGAGGCGGUGAGCUGUACGAUGCUUUUGCUGGUGGAAGCGACGAUGAAGACGAGUUUGCUACAGAGCAGUAUCAUGACCGUGCUGAAGGUAGCGCUGAAAGGACGCACGACAAUGAUGAUGAUGGGCAUCAUGUCAUCGGAGACGACUCGGAAGAUGAGGAUGAGAAAAGGCCUAUGACUUCACGAUGAAGUGCAUGGGGCGACGCUACAUAGUAUAUAGAUCCUUCGUUAUGUGUUGGCUUACUCUGCGCCAUUUUCGAUAGUCACCGGAAGUUUGUGUAGAAGGUUGGACACCGAAGAGCCCAGAACUCAUUACGUGAAGCAAUGGCAUGUGCCACCUACAUUUCAAGGAUUGUUCUAGUUGUACAUUUGAUAAGAAAAAUUCAUCUCUCUUAUAUCAUUUGCGUCCUUCCCACCAGUGACCUGGGAGGGAGGGCAUGUUGGCUAGAAUAGGGAAUUAACGACCUUUUCUAGUGUGGAUGUCGUGAAGACACUCAGACAGCCCUUCUCUCAAUACAUACUACACGGCUGUAAUUAUAGACGUCCCGAACGUCAGCAACAUUCAACAAUGACCAGCUUCCUAAUCGCAUUGAUAUUGGCCAUCUAGUUAGUGCCUGGCAAACUGGUAUCAUAUUCCAACUGGUAGUAUAAUGCAAACCUAACAAUGC
Pyricularia oryzae 70-15 is the source of this 3638-nucleotide messenger RNA. RefSeq names its product pheromone processing endoprotease KexB. Gene Ontology annotation, cellular component: trans-Golgi network; Golgi membrane. Gene Ontology annotation, biological process: protein processing. The record is from RefSeq and is a predicted model, not a curated record. The coding region runs from base 601 to 3159 and encodes 852 amino acids. The transcript is spliced from 2 exons. NCBI's taxonomy places the organism in Eukaryota, Fungi, Ascomycota, Sordariomycetes, Magnaporthales, Pyriculariaceae. Gene Ontology annotation, molecular function: serine-type endopeptidase activity.